CGUUGCUAUCGGCUGAAAUGAAUACCGGUGUAUUUGAUGCCUCAUUACAUUCAGUAUUUACAAAAGUCUAUCUCUGCCGCCUUUGAGGUCAUCGACGCAGGCUGUUUGCUCACUCUGUCCAUAUCCAUGCUCGGGUUGUCUUCACUGGGUGCUGGCAAAGCGCACUGGAUCACUGCACCGCGCGUGAAGCAUCCGCCUGGAUACACUCCUCAGACAUGGCAGUCAUCUGCUCACGCAGGGCGGUCACAUACCUUCGGAAAGGCACCAAGUGCGCCGAAGUCUAUCGCUCUUGCGAGGGCAGCAGCUUCACCGAUUGCUCGCCCCGGCCAGUCAAGCGCAGCUCCGUCGCGACAAGGUCAUGAGGUACAGACAUCGAGUAAGCUCUGCAACUCAAUGUUUGACUCGUCAGCACCUUCUGGUACCCAACAGUCAAACAAUAGAGGGUUUCCGUCUACCUCCGUCCUUCCGGAUCCUUCGCGGCUCACCACAACAAAGCCGUCACUCUGGGACGAGCCCAAACCUCUCGCGACGAGCACAGACAGCAAGACGCUAGCCGACACCAAGGUCAAAGUCGAAGAACGAGACGUCGUCCUCGAUCAUCAUCGUCACUAUGCUACAUCUGCCUCACGAACCACCCCCUAUGCGCCCGCCCUAAACCCUUCCCUCUCAAGCGUGUCAUCAUCUGCGCCCUCCAUCCUGUCGACGCCGAGCGCCGCGACUAACUCGAGCUCGGCUACGCAGAACGGCAGCGCCAGUAGUCUCACGCGCGAGAUAUGGGACGUUCGGCGGGAGAUCGCCGCCCUCGCUGCCCGCGAAACCGUUUUGGAAGAGCAUCUGAAGCGAUUGGGGUCAAGGCCCGCGCCUGAACCUUCCGCUACAAAGCCAGCCGUCGGUGGCUCUAAAACCGCCUGGCUGGCGCCGAGUGAUGUGAUCUCAAAACUCCGCGCUCAGCUACGAACCGAGUACGAAGCCCGGAAAGCAGCGGAACACGCACUUCGGGACGAACGGCAGCAGCGCGAGCUAGCCGCAGCCGCCGUGGCGGACAUCCACCGAGAGUGCAGGGCGCCGUUUGUCGUACCCGCUCUCGUUGACGCAUUUGUGGAGAUCUCACGCAUUACCGGGGAUGUGCUGGCUGGCCUCUGAGGGAAGCGCGUUGGAGAUAGCUCCCGCCGUGAACCUCGAUGCGGCAACCGAUGCGUUUUUAAUCGCCUGUAUGUGCGCAGACAUUCGUACGUUCCCUGUGCAAUAUACUCAUAAAGUAGUUAUCA
Molecule: messenger RNA, 1268 nt
Organism: Rhodofomes roseus
Lineage: Eukaryota; Fungi; Basidiomycota; Agaricomycetes; Polyporales; Fomitopsidaceae
Exons: 5
Coding region: 37-1143 (368 amino acids)
Source: RefSeq, a predicted model, not a curated record